Clupea harengus (Atlantic herring) is the source of this 1619-nucleotide messenger RNA. RefSeq names its product mitochondrial ribosomal protein L38 (gene mrpl38). Gene Ontology annotation, cellular component: mitochondrial large ribosomal subunit. The record is from RefSeq and is a predicted model, not a curated record. NCBI's taxonomy places the organism in Eukaryota, Metazoa, Chordata, Actinopteri, Clupeiformes, Clupeidae.
CGGAAGUUACCUUCUGUAUUUAGGCUAGUGUUACGCUGCUAAAUGGCGACCCCGUGGUGUACAGCCAUGCGAAGGGCAAUAUUAAUAACAGCAGAUGUAGGGGUAAACAUAAAUGCUAGAGGACUUGGAACGACAGCCUCUUUGCAUCGCCGAGUUGCUCCGCUUGGACCAAUGCCUAACGAAGAUAUAGAUGUGAACAACCUUGAAUCACUAGAGAAGUAUCGCAGCUAUGCACGGUACGUCCGCGCAGCCCAGGAGGCGAGCAAGAAGCCGGUGUGGUGGAAGACAUAUAGGCAAUACCUAGACGCAGAAAAUCCUGACAAAGAUGGAGAGCGUGUUGACAUAGGCCUCCCUUUCAGACAAGGGUCCCGGCUGCAGGUGAUGAGGGAGAGAAACAAAGUGAUGAAGGAGAACAGAAGGAACCCCGAGCUGGAGAGAGCUACACGCCUGCGCACACUUCAGAUUCCUCUGGACCGCGUGAAAGAGGAGUGGGAGCGGACCAAUGGGCCGUAUCACAUCCAGAGGCUGGCGGAGCACUACGGAAUCUACCGGGACCUCUUCCCCAUGGCGUUCUUUGUGCCGCGAGUCAUGAUGCACGUGCACUAUGGCGAUGAUGCCAGCACUGCGGUGUACUAUGGCAACCAGUUACCGGCGGCGACGGCUGCUGCCCCUCCCAGAGUCACAUAUGAGGCAGAAGAGGGCUCGCUGUGGACAAUACUACUAACUUGUCCAGACGAACAUCUACAGGAUGGGGAACAGGAGUACGUUCACUGGCUGGUUGGUAAUAUCCCAGGGAGUGCUGUGGAGUUGGGACAGGAAGUAUGCCAUUACCUCCCGCCCGUCCCAGCGAAGGGCACAGGCUUCCACAGAUUCAUCCUUGUUCUAUUCAAGCAGGACGCCCCUGUGGACUACACCGAGGACUGCAGGCUGUCGCCAUGCUACAGCCUGACGGAGCGCACCUUUAAGACGGUCGACUUCUACCGCAAACACCAGGACGUGCUGACGCCUGCUUCGCUGGCCUUCUUCCAGAGCCAGUGGGACGAAUCUGUGACCAACACCUUCCACACGCUGCUCAAUAUGAGGGAGCCCGUGUUCGAGUACGAGCGCCCCCCCGUCUACCACCCCCCCCAGAGAAAGUUCCCCCACCGCCAGCCCCUACGUUACCUGGACCGCUACCGAGAUGGGAAGGAACACACCUACGGCAACCGAUACUAAUACACACCCAGAAUACAGCCCCAGCACUGCAACCUGACACCGCAGAGAACCACACGCCUCAUGGCUCCCUCAUACUGGUUCUCCUAAACAUGUGUUCAGCUCCUUGGUUCCCUCAUACCGGUUCUCCUAAACAUGUGUUCAGCUCCUUGGUUCCCUCAUACCGGUUCUUCUAAACAUGUGUUCAGCUCCUUGUGUAUUUGGGUCAUGGUUCCCUCAUACUGGUUCUCCUCAACACGUGUUCAGCUCCUUGGUUCCAUCAAACUGGUACUUCUAAACACGUGUUCAGCUCCUUGUGUAUUUGGGAAGGUAUGGUGCUUUCAGAGAAAUUAUAAUGCAUAGUUAUGGUUCAUGGUGAAAUGUAACUAACACAACCUUUGUUUAUAAAACAUUCGUAUUGAAGGAUC